Molecule: messenger RNA, 4464 nt
Organism: Monomorium pharaonis (pharaoh ant)
Lineage: Eukaryota; Metazoa; Arthropoda; Insecta; Hymenoptera; Formicidae
Gene: Rab27
Product: ras-related protein Rab-27A
Exons: 5
Coding region: 40-666 (208 amino acids)
Biological process (GO): positive regulation of exocytosis; melanosome transport
Cellular component (GO): secretory granule; melanosome
Molecular function (GO): GTP binding; GTPase activity
Source: RefSeq, a predicted model, not a curated record
UCCCCUGGGACCAUCGCAGGAUUCUCGACCUACGACAGAAUGAGUUACGACUACCUGGUGAAGUUCCUGGCGCUCGGGAACUCGGGCGUCGGCAAGACGAGCUUCCUUUACCAGUACACGGAUGGCACCUUCAACUCCCGUUUCAUAUCCACCGUGGGAAUCGAUUUUAAGGAGAAGCGAGUGAUAUAUCAAACGGCGAAUGGCAGAAGCCAACGAGUACAUUUGCAGCUCUGGGACACUGCCGGUCAAGAAAGGUUCAGAAGUCUAACCACCGCCUUUUACCGGGACUCUAUGGGUUUCCUACUAAUUUUUGAUCUGACCAAUGAAUCGUCGUUCCUCGAAGUUAGAAACUGGCUGGAGCAGCUUAGGACACACGCGUAUUGCGAUGACCCAGAUAUAAUUCUUUGUGGCAAUAAAUCUGAUCUUGAGGAUAAACGCGUCGUCAGCGAACAUAAAGCGCGAGCUCUUGCUGAGAGACACGGCUUGGUUUAUCUGGAGACAAGUGCCGCGACCGGGCAAAAUGUUGAGCGUGCCGUGGAAAUUUUACUGGACCGCGUAAUGCGCAGAAUGGAAGCUACAGUGAACAAGUCACCGUUGCCGCAUCAAAAAGCUUUAAGAUGUCACGAGCGCGAUACUCCGCCACCUAGGAGUUCCUGCUAUUGCUGACAGUGCCGGUAUAUGUAGUUAUCCAAACUACAUUCUGUCUGCUGUAAUCAAAGAAGAGAUCGCAUUACGACGCUGAUGUCUACGAUUUAUGAAUCGAAUGUCAAUCUCGUCAUGUACUUUUUGAUUAGCAUGUUCGAUGCAAGAAUAUCGGUAUAGAAUAUCGGAAGAUUUUAUUAAAUGCACAAAGUGGUUAGAACAGGAUCUUAAUGUUUGAUAAUAUUUCUUAUGUGAGUUUUUUUUUGUAAUUUUAAAUCCUCUAAUAUCUCAAUUUUAAUUUAACAAAAAAUGACUUAUAUUUAAGUGACCAAUUCAAGUAAAAUAAUUAUAUCGCGAUAUUAAACUGUUAAUCAAUUUAAUAAUAUUAAUAUUAAAAAACAUCUUUUACUGAAACUAAUAAACAUCCUUUGAACAUUGCAAAGAAUUUGUUGCGAAAACAUCCCAUGGUAAUAUUUUCGAGACCAAUAAUAAUUAACGUGUAACUUGAAUAAUUAGAAAAUGUAUUUAAAUUUACAUAAGAUGUAUUAUCAAAGUUUGUCUUUGACCGUUUCAGACGUUUUUUUAUUUAAUUGCGUUAUUUAUAUCAGUUUAAUCUUCAUUAUUUAUAAUUCUGGUAAUUUUACAUUUGCCACUUAUCUCAUGUUGUAACAAAUAAUUUAAAUUGAAAAAGAAAUAUUCGGAAGAAGAAAAAAUAACCCGAAGCAAAAUUUUUGUAUAAAAAUGAUAAAGGAGUGUUAAUUUAACUACUAAAUCGACAAUAAUCAAUAUUUCAGUCUUAUACGAAUCUCACUACAUUAGUAAUAUAAGGAGAUACAAUAUAAUGUUUGGAAUUAUUUUCUAUUAUUUAUACUAGAAAUUCUGCUAUUUUUUAAUUUUAUAUUGUGUGGAAUUUUUUAUCGAUUUUUAAAUAAUAUCCGGUUAAAUUUUUAAUUACUAUAUAUUUUAUAGGUCUGUUUAAUGUUAAUUUAAAGGUUUAUAAUAUUUUAGGUUUAUAAUAUUUUAGGAAAAUUUUGUUUUAACUGAAAUUUGUACGUAUAAUUUUAAUAGCUGCGCAACGAACAUGUUAAUAAGCUUAUCGAUAAAUAUAUUUCUACGAAAUAAGGCUAUUUCGCGUGUUUUACGGAAAAUAUUGAAUAUUAUAUAUUGACAUUCAAGGUUUCUUACUAUUCUGCACAUAUUAAAUGUCUUCCACCGUCACUUAUUAUCAAGUGAAAGCGUCACUUCAAUGGAUCUGCCAAUGAACUCUUAAUUAUAUUUAUACAAUUUGAAUCUUGUCUUCUACGGACAACUCUCUAUUGUUUCCUCUGACGAGUUACUUUGUCUUACAAAUUUUUUAAAUACUGCUAUUGUCUUCCAAUGUUGCUUGUUCUCGAGUGAUAGCGUUUAAGCAAAUUAAACGUCACUUAAAAGUGUCUUUUACUCUGCGAUAAACUGCUGAUCUUUUCUAUCACUAUUAUUAUACGCACAAGAGUGUUCAAUCAGUCAAUCUUUUCUUGUGAAAAGUGUGAUAUGCGAUCUGUGUCGCAACAGAAAUUUUGCAAGAGCGAAUCACUUUUAACUGUAUGUAACAUAUUUUUGAUGAUGUUAUAUAAUCAAUCAAAAUUGAUAUAUAUAUAUUAUAUAUAUAUUUAAUUAUAUUAUAUAUAUAUUUAAUUAUAAGCGAUUAAUAUAUUGAGUAUAGCCGAGUAUAUCAUAUAACGCGCGUAUGCCGGCAAACUAAUCUCUUGUGAUAUUUAUAUAAAUAAAACUAUAAGUUAUUGUGUUGUGAUUAAUCAUUAAUGCUUUAGCAUUAUGAAAUAAAUACUACUACAUAACGUUAAAAAGAAAAUUAUUAAGAAUAUUUAAGAAUUGCGAGCAUUUAUAAGAACUGUGUGUAUACAUAUACGUUAUAUACCGAUUAUAAUAAGGUAAAAUUAUAAAAGAUUUACGAAGCUUUCGAACAAAAGACAAAUCGAUGCAGCAGUAAUUCUGUCUUUGUUUGAUAUUCAGUGAAAGAUAUUGUUUUUUGCUGGAAAGCUUCCAUAAUUACACAAAUAAAAUUACGAGUAAUAUUAUGAGUAGGAAUGAGUAAGAGAAGUUUUUUUGAGAAUAAAUAAACAAUGAGAAAUAAACUUUGACGUAUCAUAAGUCUUAACAAGCAAAUAGAUAAUAAAAUCUUGUUUAACAUUAAGUUUUUUAACGAGUCUUUCACUAAAGUUUACUGAUUAAGAAACUCAAAUUAAAAAUGAUAAAUUUUUAACUGAAAGUGGAAAGCUAGCAAAUGAUUGUUUUUUACAAAAAUUCAUGCAAAAAAUAAAAAUUUGGAACAACAUUUUUUGUAAAUUUUGUAGGAACAUGUUCUAUGUUGGUGGAAAUUUUUUAUAUUAUCGUAAAAAAUUUUGCAUUUUUAUUAUGUAAUUAAUUGUGACUUAACGCUCUAAAUUGCUUUACUUCGUGAGAUGAGCUGCCGAGAGCGUAAAUAAGCAGGUAAGCUUAUAGAAUUAUGCGUGCUAUGGAGAGAGUGUAAUCAAUCUUAACCGUGCAGUUUAUACGAAGUUUUCACUCAUCUCGCUAUCUUGGGAUAUAUUAAUACUAAAUUGAACACAGACUAAUUAAAAAUUAUGAACGUCAUACAAAUAAAAGUGCUUUUAUUUCAAUUACAAAAAUUUUAUUUAAUGAAGAUUAUUAUUGUUAUAAUACUAAAAUUUAUUGCAUUUUAUUUUAAUUAAAUAUUUAAAUAAGUAAAGUAGUGCAAUUAAAUUAUUAAAGCGCAUUUGUGAGAUGAUUAAGAUUAUUAUCAAUGUUGUUGAAUACUAAAAGUUUAGCUCACACACAUAUACAAAAUUUAUUGAAGCUAUUCGCGAUGUGCAGGUUAAAAUGAGUAUAAAGUAUGUUUGAGCAAUAGAGGCUCUUUGGAAAAUAUCUUCGCUAGCGAGCGAUGGAACUUCAAUCUUUCAUCAAUGAGACAAGGAGUUACGUAGUACAUCGGAAGAGAUUAAAGUUUGUUAAGAAACUUGUUUCAUUGUUCACUUAUUAAUCUACUACUUACACAUAUGAGUCCUUGUUGUUUAUGUACGUUACAACUUCACAUUUUCAUUAUACGAAAAUUGAUGAUAACUUUUUUAUUUUAAUUUGAAUUAAAUAAUCAAUUGACAUUUAAUUGGAUAAUUUAUUUGAGUUUCUAGUAACAUUUUUUGAAAGAACUCUUUAGAGAUGUGUUACCUAAAACUUCCAAGAAAAUAUCAGAUUUUUGAAAAAAAUUUUUCAACUUCUGACAAGUUAAACAAUUCUUAAAAAUUAUUUUUAAUUAUUAUGUAAUUAUUUUAUAUCAUGUAUUAUAUUAUAUUUUAUAUUAUAUAUUAUAUUAUGUAAUUAUUUUAUAUAAAUUAAUUCUUAAAAUCUUAUUUGAUGAUUUUGUUCAAUAAAAAAUUUGAUAACGUAAAUAACGAAAAGGGAAAAGAUUGUAAAUGAUUAUAUCAGGGAUUUGAACAAUCAUAUUAAAUAUAAUUUUCAUAAUAAAUUCUUGAAAAAGGAGGAACAAAUGGAUACAAAAGUGAUAUUAGUGAUAUCAAUAUUACUGAAUGUUAAAUGUAUUUUUAAAUCAAAUAUAUUAAACCAACUACUAGUUGCAAAUGUUGUAUAAUUACAUCUUAUUUGUUACAGUAUACCUUAAACGAUACUAAAAUUAGGAUUAAGAUAAAUGUGUUGAAAAUGCCAAUAUAUAUUAAUGUAUGAAAAGUUUCCACGUAAUUGUUAAAUGAAAAGUGUUUUAAAGUAUCAUGUAUAUGAUUAUAUGGUUGAAUAAAAUUGAUUAAAUUUAAA